UCGAUCUCUUCUUACUGGAUUCAAGUAUAAUUUUGGAUCGGCUUAGUUAAUUUAAGAUAAUCUAACUACUUAUAUUGUGAUGGCUAACUCAGAUAAAGUUUGCCGAGCUUGUCUCAAUACAAAAGAUACCUUUGAAUACAAUUUUCGGGUUAAUGUUUGUCAUGAACUAUAUUUAUUUUGUACUUCAGUAAAGGUUUCACUCAAUGACAAUCUACCAAAAUCAAUCUGUAGUACUUGCUAUAAAUUACUAAACUCAUAUGCAGAGUUUAAAAAAACAUGCAUUCAGUCAAACCAAAAGCUUAUAUCAUUGUAUGAAGAUAAACAAAGAGAGACAGUUGAAAUAGAAGUGAAAGUUAAACAGGAAAGCCUUGAUGAAGUAGAUGAUAUCCAGGAUAAUCUAUCAAGCUUUGAUGAUGGAACAAAAGAUAGAAAUGAACCCAGCUCAGAUGCAGAUGAUAUUAGUAAAUCUGAAGUUGAAAUUAGGUCAGAACAUGAAGAAAUUAUUAAAAAACCUAAAAGACAAAUAAGGAAACAAGUGAAGAAGAUAAAGUUUUCAUGUGAUAUAUGCAACAGAAACUUUAACAAUCCAGACCAUUUUGAAGCUCACAAUUUAGUACAUCAAGGAAAAGAUAUUAUCCCAAUACAAUGUGACAUUUGCCACAAGGUAUACUCCCGCUGGAGUAGCCUGGCGCGACACAAGGAGGCCCAGCACGAAGCCGUCCGCCUCUCCUCCCUGCAGUGCAAUAAAUGCGGUCAAAUAUUCAAGAGCACACAAACGCUAAGGUACCAUGAACUGAGGCACAGUGAACCGCGGCAGCCCUUGGUAUGCGAGACCUGUGGACGGCAGUAUAAGCGGAAGAGUAGUUUAUUGCUUCACAUUCAAACCCACGAAGAGAACAGGGCUCGAACGCACGCCUGCGAACAAUGUGGCCACGAAUUCUUCAGCAAAACCGCCGUCGAGAACCACAAGAGCAAACGACACAGGAACCUACAGUACAUCUGCGACUGCUGCAAAAAAUCCUUCAAGGGCAAGGAAACCCUCGUAAAGCACAUUCUCAUAAAACAUGAGGGUAAGAAGUUAUAUGAGUGUGAAACGUGUCAAAAAUCAUUUCACUCUGCCUACUACUUGAAGGAACACAGGCGGUACCACACAGGAGAGCGGCCUUACGAAUGCCACUGCCUUAAAAGGUUUGUGACGAAGAGAAUGUUCAAGGAUCAUCAACGCAUUCAUACGGGGCUGAAGCUGCACAAGUGUAAUGUGUGCGGGCAGUCGUUCACUCAACGUUCUACUUUGACUCGGCAUAUGAAUGUUCAUGAUAAGAUUAAUAAGCCAGGAAUGGUUGUAAAUGAAUGAUAAAUGUUGUUGUUAUCCGUGUUACGAUAUGGGUGGAU
Messenger RNA from Plutella xylostella (diamondback moth), 1392 nucleotides. NCBI's taxonomy places the organism in Eukaryota, Metazoa, Arthropoda, Insecta, Lepidoptera, Plutellidae. The record is from RefSeq and is a predicted model, not a curated record.